Messenger RNA from Geodia barretti, 911 nucleotides. NCBI's taxonomy places the organism in Eukaryota, Metazoa, Porifera, Demospongiae, Tetractinellida, Geodiidae. The record is from the annotation of a GenBank genome assembly.
GUGGCCCUCGAUGUCGUCUUGUUUCGAGUCUUGCUUUGUUGUACGGGUGUGCAUUGCUCCCCUGCUAGCCUCUCGUCGUGGGCGGUGUGUUGAGAGCUAGUGUUGUGACUCACGCAUUUCUGGUGAGCAUUCGUUCCGUUUUGUUGCCGGCUAAGUCAGUACACUGCCUUUCUGUCAUACAGUGAAGGGUUAACUUUUUUACGACAGUACAGGUGUGGAUAGAGAAGUCUUGAGUCAUUGUUUAUUUGUGUAUAGAAGUAGUAGACUAGCCAGCUGAUGUGUGUUCACACAGUGGUAUAAUAAUACAGGAGGAGAUGGACCGUAACUAUGACUGUCUGGUGAAGGUCCUGCUGUGUGGGGACAGUGGAGUGGGCAAGACCUGUCUCAUCUCCCAGUUCACUGAUGGACAAGUCAGAAAAUCCCACAUCACAACCAUUGGAAUUGACUUCAAGUUAAAGACACUCAAUGUGGAUGGGAAGAGACUAAGAAUGCAGAUCUGGGACACAGCAGGUCAGGAGAGGUUUGAGACACUCACAGCACAGUACUACAGAAGAGCACAGGGGAUAAUGUUGGUGUAUGACGUGACAAAAGAGAGAACGUUCACCAAUGUCUCCAAGUGGCUGAGAAAUAUAGAAGAGAAUGCAGUGGACAAUGUGAGGAUUGUGUUGGUAGGGAACAAGAUAGACCUGGAGAACCAGAGAGAGGUGUCUGAGAAGAGAGGGAAGAAGUUGGCUGACCAACAUGGUGUCCAGUUCUUUGAGACCAGUGCCUGGGCCAACAGACAUGUGACACAGCCAUUUGAUUCCCUGGCAUCACAGAUUAUGGAAGACAUGACUCAGAAAGUGCAGGUGGAACGGAACGGAACCAUCAAACUGGGCUAUGGCCAGAGCAUAAACGAUGUACGGCCAGCU